AUGAGGCUCGCUGCGCUGUUGUGGCGCUCUGGCCUGGCGCCAGCGGCGUGCGCCGCGCUGGCUAUUUUUUCCGUGCCGACGCGAAUCGCAGCAGGAGGAGCCGUGGCAACAGAGAUGGCGGAGGAUAGCCUGGCGACGACGAGUCCUGAGGGAGGCGAAUUGGAGCGCGGAGCGUCCCCCCGACGUCUCAUGGCUGAAGGCCUGUCGAUCAUGGCCAUGCAGUACAUCAUGGUUCCUGAGAUGCGCGAUUCGCUGGUCGAGCUUGGGACUCGUAGCAUGGAGAUUUUCAAGGGAUUGCCCACGUACGACCUUCAGCUGGACUACUACCAUGACCCGCAGGACUGUGUGGUGGUUUUUGACACACUCAACGACGGCACCACGUUCGGCCUCAUGAGAGAGGACGAAGUGACCGUCACAUACAGCCACGUGCAACACCAGGGCCUCCUGGACUAUGUAGAGAGGAGACGCGAGACUGUCGAAGUGCUCAAGGGGAAACAGCGCCAUCUGCAAAAGUUCAAUCUGCCGAGAGGGUGCAUUGCCGACGAGACGUCUUACUGGGUCGCCUACUGCCGCAGCCAAUCACAGCCGUGUUACGUAGGGCGCAUCGACAUCCAUCUGACCAAGGGCUCGCCUUCCGAGAAGCCGAUGCCGCUUGAGCCCAUCUCUUAUGAGGCAUUCGCCGAACAGCUGGUGGACAAGGAAGGCAUGAACUUCUACGAUGUAGAAGACAUUUUUGAGGCUGAAACACCUCCGAAUCGCCUCACGUGGGACACCGAGAAAUGCCUCCUUCACUACCGAUACUCCACCAAUGACAUUUCUGCAACUUCCUAUUACUGGAUGCGCACGCGGCAUGCAUUUCGAAUCGACGUAAAGGACACGGACGGCAAGUUCAUCAGGAAAAUGUCCGCGAUGAUUCCGGAUUGUGGUGGCGAAGGCCCUGAAGAUUUCACUGUCACCUACAAGGAAAUCAGCGAUGGGACGAUCAAAGCCGUCUUCCGUGCGCGCCGCCUCAAAGAGUUUGAGCCUCACUACCACGACACCAUAACGCUGAAAAAACUAGCUCCGCAUAUCCCAGUGCAGAACUGGGAUCCGGAGGAUGCCGAGGUUAUGGACUUCGUCGACCUUUUUCCGGAGACUGACGUCAUUGCGCUCGACAUGCUCACCAGGGACUAG
This is a messenger RNA of Besnoitia besnoiti, 1173 nucleotides long. RefSeq lists its product as uncharacterized. The transcript has a single exon. The coding region runs from base 1 to 1173 and encodes 390 amino acids. NCBI's taxonomy places the organism in Eukaryota, Apicomplexa, Conoidasida, Eucoccidiorida, Sarcocystidae. The record is from RefSeq and is a predicted model, not a curated record.